Messenger RNA from Exophiala xenobiotica, 824 nucleotides. RefSeq lists its product as uncharacterized. The transcript has a single exon. Bases 93 to 659 code for a protein of 188 amino acids. NCBI's taxonomy places the organism in Eukaryota, Fungi, Ascomycota, Eurotiomycetes, Chaetothyriales, Herpotrichiellaceae. The record is from RefSeq and is a predicted model, not a curated record.
GGUACGAUCACAACCUUACCGUCUUAUACCAAGCACAGCCAUAAGGAAGCAUUGUAGAUUAUUGGAUUUAUCUCAGUUGAAAAGGUCCUACCAUGGAAUCCGAUCGUGGUUUAUUCUCGCAGCACGACAAACCACAUAAAAAGGAGUCUUUACUCGAAAAGAUCGAGCACAAGGUCGAACAGAAGCUUGGUGGCAAUCAACACCAACAACAACACGGCUACGGCGAACCGAACCAGAGCUAUGGUGGUCCCCCUCAAGGCCAUCAGCAGGGCUACAGUCAGCAGAGUCAGGGCUUUGGCAAUCCCCCUCAGGGCCAGCAUGGCGGCGCAUAUAACCACGGCUACGGAAACCAAGGACUAGGCCAUCAUCAGCAGGGUGGUUUCGAGCCAGGUCGUGGAGGCUUUGAGAGCGGUCGAGGUGGUUAUGGAGGUGGAGGUGAUGGCGGCUUCGGCGGUGGCCCAGGGGGAUUCAGCGGUGGCAACCAUGGCGGCAGACAGGAGUUCGGCGAAGGGCGAGGUCAUGGUUUCGAAGGUGGAAGUUUCGGUGGAGGUCGCGGCGGUGCUUUCGGAGGCGGCGACUUCGGUGGAGGACGCGGAGGAUUCGAAGGUGGCAGAGGAGGCGGACACCAUGGAGGUGGUGGGCGCGGAGGCGGUUGGUAAGGUGUAUGAGCCUUUAGCGGUCGAACAAGUCCCACUGUUAGCUAUUGCAGGGCAGAACCCAGGUUCCCAAUAACUCCAGUUAGAAGCGACCCUCGUGAGGACGUAGUCAGAGUAGACGUACCAUGUACGGAGCACUGUUGUACUUAAGGUGCGCAUAGAAUUAGG